AUGCCAGCUAAAAAGGCGAUUCGUGAAAUGAAGGCUAGGAAUCCCGUUGACGCGGGCAUUUCUGCGCUCACUUUGGAAGCGCCUGUACCACAGUAUGCGCUACCGCACCCCUACGCACCCAACCCACACGCCACCGAUGUCCCCCCUUCUCUGGACACACUCAGCCCGCAAAUACAGCAGAGCCUAUUAGCACGGGAUAACGCGUUAAGUGAUAGUAUUGGACAGAAGGGUAAGCGUAAGUUAAGUGUUUCUGAUAAUAGCGGAGAUGACGAAGCCGAGGACAGCGGCGACGACGAUACAAUUCAACAAGACCAGGCGGACGCAAAUAGCGAUAGUUCGAGUGAAAGCGACUCUGAAGACGAUCUCUUGGCGAGGGACGUGUUCGGCGACCUUUCAGACGAAGAUGACGACGAAGAAGAUGCAUAAUGAAAGCUUACAUCAACCGUAUGUAGUUGCUGUUGAUAACUGUGGCUAGAAGUUAAGGGACCAUACUAGAACGCUUUAUACAGUUCUUGUCAUAUCCACGCCCGCUUGGAAACUCACGUUAGCCUACGAAAUAUAACGAAGCAGCUACCGCAGCUUCAGAAAAUGAGAAAAUGUAUAAACGGUCAUCAACAAGGACCACUACAAAACAGCAAUUUCUCAGCAAGUCGUACUUGACUUGUAGAAGCCCAUUAAACUCGCUGAAUAAUGAUAUUAUCUGCACACGGACAGGGCGAAGGAAAAAGCAAACUAAGAAUCUGCAGUAUAGACAUAUGA
Molecule: messenger RNA, 759 nt
Organism: Sphaeroforma arctica JP610
Lineage: Eukaryota; Ichthyosporea; Ichthyophonida
Exons: 3
Coding region: 1-426 (141 amino acids)
Source: RefSeq, a predicted model, not a curated record